UUGGGUUAAAAUUUCAAGAAAUUAAACUGAAAAGCAACAAAUAUAUAAUAGAAAAAUAGACUUUAAUGCUUCCCAGAAAUGGUUAGGAACAGAAAAUCGACCGCACAGCCUAAACAUGGGAACAGUAACGAAUCUAGCAGCAGUUCCGCAGCCAGUGAAGCUUCUUUUGUCAUUCGAACUUUUCACUUCUUAUCUAUUUGGAAAACUUUGGUUGGGGCGGUGUGUUUUAUGAUAGCUGUGUACAUAAGUACAUUAGGGUACCUGGAGACGCGGGUGAAUACUCCGCUCGGCGAGAAAAAGGCAGUCCUAGAGUCAGGUGUGAAAGUUUCCGACAGAUACUGGGGCAGCUAUAGGCCAGGUGUGUACUUUGGGAUGAAGAGUCGGGAGCCCAGGUCGCCUGUGUUCGGAUUGAUGUGGUAUGAGCUUGCUGCAUCAGCACAUAAAGGAAUCAGACACCUGUGUGAACAAAAUGACAACCUGCCUUCCUACGGCUGGAUCCGGCAUGACGGAGUUAAUUUUGGAGAACAGCUGAUAUCUGAUCCCCCUCACAAUAUACAGACCUCCUUCUUGAAGGUACCAGGAGGGCAGCAUGGCGGUCAUUGGACUGCGCGCAUCAAUGUUACUUCAACGGGAAAAGUGAACUCCCCCUUUGUGAUGGUAUGGUACUCUGCGUUGGACGAGUCGCUGGGCGCGGGCAUCCACUCGCGACUGUGGUACGAGAGUGGGGAUAACCUGGGGAACGUGUUGGGCCACACCCUAGCGUUGGGCAACUUCAGAGUGCAGCUGGUGCCAUAUUCCGGAAAAAUAAUACACGUUUCGCAUUCGCAAGCGCACGCGUCCGGGAUACAUUUGCUGAAGGAGAAAUUUUACUCCCUCUUCAAGGUUGAGAAGCAUCCACAUUUCGGCCGCCUAGCUGUGAUGGGGCCAGAUGCAGAACUCGACGAUAAUUUGGACAACGAAGUAAACUUCAUUCCCGUACAGAUAAUAGUAGAGACGCCAUUUGUUUUAGACGUCAUAUACACUACACAAGGGUUUCCCGCGCCUCCUCUAAAGGGCGAUGAGUAUACAAACACUCUGGAAAACCUGACAAGGCGUUUCGAUGAGAAGUUUGAAAAGGAGUUUAGAUUGAAAGAAAAGGGCUACUCCGACGAGGAUGUGUAUAUAGCGAAAGCAGCCAUGUCUAACAUGAUAGGAGGUAUCGGAUACUUCUACGGGGCCAGCCGUGUGCGGUCCCAGUACACCAAGGAGGCUGUGCCAUAUUGGAAGGCACCUUUAUACACUGGUGUGCCGAGCAGAUCGUUCUUCCCGCGUGGUUUCCUAUGGGACGAAGGGUUUCACGGUCUACUCAUUGGACGGUGGUCACCGGAAAUACAACUGGACAUCGCAAGCCACUGGCUCGACCUUAUAAACGUUGAAGGAUGGAUACCUCGCGAACAGAUUCUGGGAGUGGAGGCGUUAGCAAGAGUUCCCAAAGAGUUCGUAGUGCAGAGCAACGCCGCCGCAAACCCUCCUAUGCUAUUACUCAACAUAGCUCGCCUGGUCAAAGACCAACCGGAUCUGUUUAAGGCGGAGAUGCCACAUAGACAAACUUUGAACAGGAUGUUCCCUAGAUUACAGGCCUGGUACCAGUGGUUCCAGACAACGCAAAAGGGUGAAGAACACACGUCAUACAGGUGGCGGGGAAGGGAGAAUGAUGGGGUCCAGCUGAACCCUAAAACCUUAACUUCUGGCCUUGAUGAUUAUCCUAGAGCCUCGCACCCGACGUACAUAGAGCGGCACGUGGACCUUCGAUGCUGGAUGUACGCAGCCACAGAUGCAAUGGCAACCAUAGCACAAGCUCUCGAGCGGGAUACAGAGAAGUUCGAAUCCAUGAGAGAUCAGUUAGGAGACGAAGAUCUUCUUAACGAACUGCACUGGUCACCGCACACGCAAACCUAUGCUGAUUUUGGUUUGCAUACAGACGGAGUACGGUUCAUUCGUCAGCAGAGCAAAAACCCAAAAGAGGGUUCCAAACUUAUACGGAGUGUGACAAUACCGCCGCAACCCAGUCUUGUCACCUCUGCUUUUGGUUAUGUCUCCCUGUUCCCCAUGCUCCUCAAGGUUUUGCAGCCUGAAAGCGAGAAUUUGGGAAAAAUAUUUGAAAUGCUGGACAAGCCUGAUUUAUUGUGGUCACCUUAUGGACUGAGAUCGCUAUCGAAAGCGGCACCAAUGUACAUGAAGCGUAACACUGAGCACGAUCCGCCGUACUGGCGCGGUCAGGUGUGGAUCAACAUUAACUACCUAGCGCUGUCCGCACUGAAGCACUACUCCAGUGUGAAGGGGCCCUAUGCGGAGCGAGCGCUAGAACUUUACACUACGCUGAAGGCUAACGUAGUGGGUAACAUCCUAUCGGAGUACAAGAGAACUGGUUACCUCCACGAGCAGUAUUCAGGGGAAGAUGGCCACGGGAGCGGUUGCAAACCCUUCACUGGCUGGACAGCCCUCGUAGUUCUUAUAAUGGCGGAUGAGUACUAAACGCACAACGCGUCACGAAAGUUGGAAAAGAUGACACCUAGCAGGUUAAAGCGGGAUCAGAGCAUCUCAUAUAAAAAUUCGAGUAAACAUGUUUAGGAGUUACGUAAAUAAGUCUUUCUGAGGAUUUGACAUUAGGUUAUCUAUUUCACGGACUGAUUUACGGAAAUGCGAAAAUAACCUUAUUAAAUUUGACAUGGCGCAUUUCAACUUUCGUGACGCGGGAUACAUACAAAUUAUAGCGCAAUACGAUGGUGUUACUGUCAUGGCACGGUUCGUUGCCGUUGGAUAAGGUACCAGGGUAGAAUAAAAGUAAAGAGAUCUUUCUUGUAGAUCCCAACGGAAAGUAUUUCGAAGAAGAUGGCCGCAAGUGAAUGAUUUCCAGUGCGCUUACUACCAUCGCUUAAAGGAUUAUUAUUAUAAAAUGGUGGUUUUACAAUCUAUACCUUCCGCAAAAUAAAGAUUAUAAUUCACGAGCACUAACAAUAUUUAAUUUAUACUACUUUAAGCGAUAGUAGUACACGUUAAUAAGUCAAAUUCGUGGUGUGUUAUCAAUCAUGACGUUUAGUCUUAUAUAAUAAUGAAAGCGUGAACGUCGAUAAAACAUUUAUUAACUUGAUAAAAUUGUGCAAAAUUCUUGGCGCGGUAUGUAUUAUAUAUAACAGCGUAAUAUGGUAACUAUCAUGGCACGGUUUGUUGCCGUUGUUAACUUCUUGUGAGUAAAGUACCAGGGUUUCAUAAACCACAAGGAGAUCUCACCAAAGACCUAAGCGAAAGUUUUAAAUAAUAUUUGACAGUUCAAUAAAAAAAUUACAGAUUAAUAUAACAUCGGUAAAUCUCUACAAAGAAUAAAUAUCUAUUCAGUCGAAGCCUCGAAAGCUAAAAUUGAAGUCGUUACUACAUUUUUCAACUUUCGUGACAUGUAUUAUACCAACAGGUGCCUAGUUGUUUUACUGCCUUGUAUAAAAUUAAGUUAUAAGUAUAGGUCCUUUAUACCCGUUCAUGGUAUAAUAUUAUAGGAAUUACAGGCUUGUUAUAGUAGAGACGUUUCGAGUAUUGAAACACUAUGGCAAAGUAAAGUGGAACGUAUGUCUCUCAGGUUAAAGCUCAAAUUUGUCUACACUUCUUUAGGUAUCUCUCUCAGCAGAGUUGCAAGGAUAAGAUACUCUAAAACGAGUGAAAUAGGGUCCACUUUAUUGUAUAUCGAUAGCGUUUCGAUACUCAAAUCAACUAUACAAUUGCGAGGGUGCAAGCCUUGUACUUGGGGUACACUAGUCUAAUGAAACUUCAUUUAAACGUUACUGUCUUUUUAUAUCGAGUAUUAAACUUCAAAAUCUUCAACAUCAUGCAAUUUGACAGAUCUGCGUAACUAUAAAGUUAAGUUGGUUUACCUAAUAAGCUACGAGUAUACUACUGGUCCCUUAUCGUAAAGUACCAGGUUACUAUAAAAUAUAAAGAGAUAACAGGUCAAGUAAUAAUACAACCGGAGAUAGGAAAGCUCUGAGGUCGUUAUUAUAACCGGUCAUUUGCGAGUAGGUCUCGCUCACAAAGGGGUAACGAACGAUUGUCUAUAAAAACUGUAACAUAAUGUCUUUUGGAGACUCCUUUAAUAUUGUCUUAUAUCCUAGUUAUAGCGGCAAAAAAAUCAUGUAUCACGGUUCAUGAGAUACAGCCGGGUGACAGGUAAUUAGCCAUUUUUCAGGGCGAAGCGGAUAAUUGGAGAACGUCACGUUUUAGAAUUCUAACCGAGUAAAAAAAUUUAAUCGAUUUUCUUAUAUUUUAAUUUUUUUUUCCUGUUUUCCGUAGAGAAAAUGCAAAGGUAUAUCACUGUACAGCCAAUUGACUGAUUUCCUAUACAACAACUGUUAAACGUCAAUUUUGUCAAAGACAAUAAACUACCGAUUAAAAAAUCGAUACACUAAUAAAUAUUUGGCCAUUUUUUGAACAUGGGAUACAACAGUGUGUAGUAGUUGAGCUCAGCGCUCGCUUAGAGAAGUAUUACCGCCACGCUUAUUUCUGCCGUAAAGCAGCGUUGUUUUAAAGCUGUGUUACGGUCUAAAAGGCACCGUUGCCGGCGUUAUUACUCAGUGAGGUCGAUAAACUCAGGGUGACACGUUGCAGGAUGUGUUUCUUGCAUGCCCUGCGAAGUGCUGUUCUGUUUAAAAUCGCCUAUGCCAUGUAUGAAAUCUCCUUACAUUUUAUUAAAACCUGGUACUUCUCUCAGAGAGUCAUGCUUUGUUUAUUCUACUAGGUUUUUAAUAAUGUGUAUAAAUUCCGAAAUGGAAGUGUCAAUUAUUGUGUAUAUACUGUACUUACGCGAAAUGAUGAGUAACAGAAUAAUAUAUAAGUCUUGUCGCGUGUAGGUAUACCACUUGAGAUAUUGAGAGAUGUGCAAAAACUAUAGACAUUAUGAAAGCACUACCAAUUAUUGUAUUCUUAUCGAUUACCUAAUAUCGACAUCACCACAACUUAAUCGAUGUUUGCAAAAGUUUGCUGAUGAGCAAUCGGCAUUCAUUUGAUGAAUUUAAAUUUGGAAUGCGUUGUUGUAAUUUGUGAGACAUUGUUUCAGGUUCUGUGACUUUAUCAUACAAAUGCUAUAUGGAAAGGACAUGAUAUUAUAAAAUAUUUAUAUUCUUUACAUAUAUUUUUUUUUUUCCUAUUUGUUGUAAUGCAAUUUUCAGUGAUCAACAAUAUUAUUUAAUUUUUAACAGACUUCCAAAAGUGUAGAUAAGCUAGAAAAUUCAUAUGGAUGCUUUCCAAUUUUAUUUAAAGAGAAACGAGUUCAAACCAGAAGCUGCUGUCCUACUUUUAAGUUGAAAGCCACAUGUAAUAUCUCCAAACUUAACUAAAUUGACUAGUCUUAGACUAGCGCCAUCCCUUUUAUUGCGUUAUAUUUGGCAAAAGAUAGCAAUAUUUUGACACUUGUAAUUUUAGUUUAGCUAUAUUAGAUGGAUUGACUGUACGAUAAAGAAGAAGAAGAAGAAGAAGAAAAAAAUCAUUGUGUAUAGAUAUUAAGGUUGUUUGAUUUUAAAUAUAUUCUAUUGAGACAUUGUGAUUCCAAUUUAUUUAAUUAAGUUAACUUCGAUCAAUAAUAUAAAAGAUUGCAGUCAGUUGACAAAAGGUUGUGAAAAAUAAGUUCUCAAUUACGAAUUGGGAGCUUAUUCUAGUUACUUUUCGAGUGAAAAACCGAUAAUAUAACAAUCGAUUGGGCUGUUCUUUUCACGCUGUAUCUCUUGGAAAUAAAAAGCACUAAUUUUAGAAACUUCAAUUCAGUUUAAAGAUUUGUGUGUGUACUACAGAAUUGGCACUGUUAUGAGUUAAAAAAAGAAUAAUUUUGAGAAACUCCACAAAUAAACCAAAGGUAGAGAAAAAUAAAACCUGUAUCUCUUCUGUAAGAUAUCCAUGUUCCAUGAAAAGUUUAUUGAUCGAAGAGUUAAAAUUUGAAUUGUAAUAGAUUAAAAUAUAUUCUUUUAUUUA
Messenger RNA from Pararge aegeria (speckled wood butterfly), 5988 nucleotides. It is a transcript of the gene GCS1, whose product is annotated as mannosyl-oligosaccharide glucosidase. The transcript has 16 exons. Gene Ontology annotation, cellular component: endoplasmic reticulum membrane. Bases 79 to 2514 code for a protein of 811 amino acids. The record is from RefSeq and is a predicted model, not a curated record. NCBI's taxonomy places the organism in Eukaryota, Metazoa, Arthropoda, Insecta, Lepidoptera, Nymphalidae. Gene Ontology annotation, molecular function: Glc3Man9GlcNAc2 oligosaccharide glucosidase activity. Gene Ontology annotation, biological process: oligosaccharide metabolic process; protein N-linked glycosylation.